AUGGGCUCGGCCGCCUGGUUCUGGCAUUUUUGGAAAGCCGCGGUCAGUCAUUGGCUCCAUGCUGAAGGAUGGAACGAAGAUUCUACUCGAACAGUGAAGUACAACACGGUUGAAGCUGUUUCAAAUGUCUCUGCGGUAGCCGGAAAACGCUCUUGUAGAAAGCAGGGUUGCCUUGAGCACUUUGUCGUUGCUCGCUGCGAUUUUUGCGUUUCUAAAAGGUUUACUAGGAAGGUACUCUUGCUGGGCCUUGCACGUGUUCGGGUGUGUGUGAACAUCCGCACACGUUGCAGACUUACAGUGUAUGCAGGCGAAGUAGGGGGGGUUUUCUCUGGGCAGAACGGACCGGUUGCAGGGGGGGGUCGCUCAAUUGUGCCUACUAUAGUAGUGCUUCCCUCUAUAUAG
Molecule: messenger RNA, 402 nt
Organism: Chondrus crispus (carragheen)
Lineage: Eukaryota; Rhodophyta; Florideophyceae; Gigartinales; Gigartinaceae
Exons: 1
Coding region: 1-402 (133 amino acids)
Source: RefSeq, a predicted model, not a curated record